CAUAAGACUGCAGCGUUAAGAGAGAGCGGACGAAGAAGAGAGAGAGAGAGCGAGUGAGAGAGCGAGUGAGAGAGCGAGUGAGAGAGCUGACCGUCGGAGGAAUGGCUAAGCGGAUGGUCAGCGGACGAUCUUGAAGCAGGAGAAGAUUCAGGACGGAGGAGAGCAGGAGAACCUCCUCCAUCAUCAGUCCAUGUGUCAGGCUGUGACGCAGUCUCCUCCAUCAUCCCUCCACCUCCCCUCCCGAACCCUCGGCGGGGAUCCGUCCGUCCUCCGCAGCAUCCCUCCAUCAGCGCCCGGGUACCUGGACCAGCGUGCUUUAGGUACGAUCUUAUCUUGAUCUGGGGUGGAUGGGAGGCUGGCGGCGUCAUCAUCGUUCCCAUCAUCUGCAUCGUCGUUAACAUCAUCAUCGUCUGUGUCAUCAGCAUCAUCGGUGCCAAAGUGGAUGCCACAGCAACUGGGCACACACACACAGGACAAGAAUCUACCUAAAGCAACAAACCAGAGAGAGAGAGAGAGAGAGAGAAGAUCUGGCUCCACUCCUGGGACAUUCCUGGACUGGUCAUAUCACUGAGGAGUCAACACACGCCCUCUUAGACCAACACACACCCACAAACAGCUCUUGAGAAAUCCCAAGCCGUGCCAGACCAAGUCUAGACGUUUCAGAUAUUUCUGUUCCCUCAGAAAGCAUCACCUAAAAAGGACAGGAUUCCUGGGACAUUCCUGGUCCUGAUACUGGACAAGCAACCAUCGUUCCUCCGGCUGAGGAAUCACUUCUUAAGGAACUAGCGCUCUGAGCCAGCUAGAUGUUACGGUCACCUGCAUAAAACACUGUCAAGAAACCACCCACAGUAACAAGCAGGGAGCGGACUUUACUGGUCAUACUGGUGGGUCACUGAAAAGAAGACGCACAAACUUUUGGAAUUCCAAGCUGUCCCGUACAUUAGAAGAAAAGCUUCAGAUACUUUGAUCACCUCAAAGUUGGAACCUACUAGAUUUGUCAUAAGGACCAUAAAGACUUCGGUCAACACCCAUAAAGAACGAGGACGGUGUAGUGGUCGCACCGUUAACUGGACACGGCAGCUCUAGACCUUUGGUUCCUUGAGGAACCUUCAAAGACUGUAGAAGGACUUGUCUCUAUUUAGACUAGCGUUUCAGGUGCUAAUGAUAUCUGUGCCACUAUAAACUAGACGUUUGUGUUAAUGUGAGCCUGAAUAUUACGUUUGAUUUAUUUUAUCGUGGUUAAAUAUCGUGCUGUGCCAUUUCUGUAUGAGAGAAGUCGUCGUAUCACUGGACUGAAGAGAAGACUUCACGCUGCUACCUGCUUCGACUUCGGAAUCAAGACCAGAGCCUCUACUAUCCUUUAGGAGUCUCAGGACGUAACCCAGGUCCAUACUGACCCACACCGGGCGAAGACAGACGAAGAACGAUGGACAAAAGCAUGCGCCCCUACGUCCCUUCCAAUGGCUGAGUGUCCGAUAAUAAAGACGUCCGUUACGAGGCUGUAAGUCGAACACCACACCCCUGCAGAGACCACCCAACUCCUCCCAGAGCGAAUGUCCUGUCUCCGCCGCCAGCCUGUGAUCAUCCCAAUGGAUACCGUCAAGAUCAUCCAGUCGGAGAAGUUCUCUCGGGAGUGUCCCGUCCCCGUGACCCAGCCUCGUUACGCGCCCCCUCCACGCGUCGCCUGGGACGGAGGUGGCGAAGGCGAGGUCAUCGUCAACCAGGCCUGCAGCGACCUGGGCAUGGAGGUCAACGGUAACACGGUGAUUAAACCACGCCCUUUGGCCUCGUCCCCGGCACCGAUCCUCCGGCGUGAAGCGAGCUACCUAGCCCAGCGCAAGGCCAGCAACAGCGAGAUAUGCUACCACCAGUUCCACUACAAGAUGGACGACGUGAUCGUCAACCAGUACGUCCUGCGCUCGUCGUCCACCUCGUCCUCCUCCUCGUCCUCCACGUCUUCGGGCCCCGUGAUGCCCUGUGAGCCGCUCAAUUGCCCCACCUGCGGGCACAUGUACAACUUCGCCGGCAAGCGCCCCCGGAUCCUGUCCUGCCUGCACUCGGUGUGCGAGGAGUGCCUGCAGAUCCUGUACGAGUCCUGCCCCAAAUACAAGUUCAUCUCGUGCCCGACCUGCCGCCGCGAGACCGUUCUGUUCACGGACUAUGGUCUGGCCGCGCUCGCCAUCAACACCAGCAUCCUGAGCCGUCUGCCGUCCGAGCCCGGAGGGGCCGUGCAAUGGGGCGGAGACGCCGACCGCAGCUGCUACCAGACGGUGCGCCAGUACUGCCAAUCGGCCUGCACCUGCCACAUCGCCAACCCGCUCUCCACCUGCGGCAUCAUGUAGACGUAUAUUCCAAGCAAUCCACGAGGUGGCGCCGUUCGAGCCUGCUGUUCCGAAGCCCUCCGUCCUAGCCCCAACGCCGACGUAUCUUUAGAUCUUAUUAGCGCAGACGGCUGCUGUCUGGACUUUAAAGAAAGCGAGAGACACUUUGUGCGAGAAGCCAAGUAAGAUGUUCUAUCAGAGUAAAUGUAUUUUAUGUACGAACCCACCGACCCCUCCUCCCCAAUCCCCGUUUCUCUUGUUUGGAUGUGUUCGCCAUCGACAUCUAUUCACAUGGGAAUGCCAAGGAGACUUUGUCUCCCCCUUAUCCUAAAUAAAAUAAAGCAAAUAAAUAAAUCUAAAUAAA
Molecule: messenger RNA, 2685 nt
Organism: Trichomycterus rosablanca
Lineage: Eukaryota; Metazoa; Chordata; Actinopteri; Siluriformes; Trichomycteridae
Gene: rnf208
Product: ring finger protein 208
Exons: 2
Coding region: 1554-2342 (262 amino acids)
Biological process (GO): protein ubiquitination
Molecular function (GO): ubiquitin protein ligase activity
Source: RefSeq, a predicted model, not a curated record